This is a messenger RNA of Symbiodinium sp. CCMP2456, 1238 nucleotides long. The record is from the annotation of a GenBank genome assembly. Lineage: Eukaryota; Dinophyceae; Suessiales; Symbiodiniaceae.
GGUGGCAGAAAGCAUGCAGGAAUUGGCGGCGCUUUAGAAGGCUUGCCACCAAGGCCAGUGGGGUGUCCUUGCCACCGGCCUGCUCGCCAGGGCCCCGGGUGCGUCUCUUGGAAGCGCUGCGUUCCAAGCAGCCUCGCCUCGGAGGCCUCGGAGGCCUCGGAGGCCUCGGCAUGCAGUUUCUGCAAGCCCAUGCUGCUUUGAUUGCUGCGGCCUUCACCACGUGCACCACGCGGCGGAUUGCAGCAGGCUCUGCUCGAGCAUCGUUUGCAGUGCCACUGCUGGACCUUGCUCAAUGCCGGCGGUCUGAGGCCUCCACAUGCACACCGUUCUUGGACGCGUUCAGAGGCAUCGGUGCAUUCCAGGUUCGGGUGCCUGCACCGCUGGCACGAGACUCUCAGCACGUCUUCGAGCACUUUGAGACUUUCAUGGCGCUGCCGGAAGCAGCUCGGCACCGUUUCCUGUGUGACCCUGGGGAGGUGCUGGUUGUGCACGGCUAUCAGCCUCGAGGCGGAGAGGCCGAACGUUUCAAUCGAUUCCGCUCCGGCAUCGUGUUCCACGGCGAGAGCACGCUGCCCUUGCUGCCGGAGCCUUUUGAGGAGGACAUCGAACGUUGGCGAGACGGGAUGUGGCGGCUCUCGGAGAGGAUUCUGGAGCAGCUCCGGGACGAGCUGUGCCGGAGCGGAAACAUGGAGGUGAACCUGGGCAUGGGUUCAUUCAGCCAGGGCGGUGCCGUCGACAUGAUCUCAGGGUCGCACUUCCAGCUGAAGCAGAUGCACUCCGGCUCCGAGCCCAAAGGCUCUGGGUCUGGAGAGACAGUCCGACUGCCGCUGCACCAAGAUCCAAGCUUUAUGUCCCUGCUGAUCCAUGGCUCAUCGGAUCCUCCAGGUCAAGGUCUGGAGAUCUGGGAUGAGGCAGCACAGGAGUUCGUCGCAGUUCCUCGGUCCGGCUGCGAGGUCGCCACCGUUUUCAUCGGCCAGCUGUUUCAUUUGCUUUGUGGGCGCGGCGACAUGCGAUUUGCCAAAGGAGCACAUCGAGUGGUGACUCGCGCCGGAGACAUGGAGAAGCAGCGCCUCACGGCCGUCUUCUUCUUCCAGCCGCAGUUGGACACGCUGCUCCUUCCCUUUGUCUCUCCAGCCAAAGGGAGCCAAGAAGAGACGAUUUCUUUCAGAGAGCGGCGCUUGCGCAGCUACCGGCGGUUCGCACGAGCAGCGCCACCGUGGAAAAAGGAGAGCGGAUGA